Molecule: messenger RNA, 1740 nt
Organism: Durusdinium trenchii
Lineage: Eukaryota; Dinophyceae; Suessiales; Symbiodiniaceae
Source: the annotation of a GenBank genome assembly
AUGCAAAGGACCGGGUGGUUGCAACAUGCACAAGGUGAGUGGUGGGUGGCUGCAUGGUCCGGCCACACGCAGGACCGUGUGGUGGGGCCGGCCGCUCGGGUACCGCAUGAUGAACUGCCAGAAGAGCUCAUCCAUGGAUCCUACCGAAGGCACACUGCCUCAAUCCAGAAGAAGGGACUCCUGCAUCAAAGCAGAGACUUGCACUUCCAUGAUCCCAGGUCGUCUUCAGGCAAAUGGAGGCUUGUCCUGGAGACAUGCGUGACGAUUGACGUGAAAAGGGCAAGUGACCUCGGAUGCGAUUUCCGAAAGACCGGAAAUGAUGUUUGGCUCUGUGAGCGCAAUGUUCCUCCAGAAGCCAUCAAGAGUAUUGAAGCGUGGGAAGACCCGAAGGACACUGCACCGCCAACUGAAAGGGCAGGAGGUUCUGGGGCGGAAUUCUCCCGAGGAAGGGAACGACAGGAGGGAUUGAAGUUGACACUCUCACUGGAGAAGUCAAGCCCCUUGACACCGAGGCGCCCAGAGGCCGAAGCGGACGACCCAAUGGGAGAAAUCAAAGGAGAGAAGCUUGGCUCAUUGCCAGAUGUAGGCCUCGAAGGGAAGCCUAUGCCAGAGGCAGUGGACAAGAAGGAGGAGGAUGUUUAUAUGGAAGGCCCUUCGGGCCCCAUGCCCAGUAAGGGAGCCUCCAAGGUGUUGCAGGAUUGCUGUGGCAAUCCCUUCUGCAGGAGCGUGAGCAAGGAGACGAACAGUAGGGAAAUUUCCAAACCCAGCAUUGAUGUCACGCCACAGGGCUACGUCCAUUUGGCACCACCGCACUAUCGCUGGCAAAUCAGUGAGCGUUGCCAGCUCGGUGUCCGUAGGAACGUCUUGGCUGAUGCCUUCGAAUCACAUGAAGGGCGAGAUGUCAAGGCACUUGUCACCAGUGCGAACACCGUGCAGUACUUCGAACCAUUGCCAGCCAUGAAGUGCUGUGUCAUUGAUGAAUGGUACGGCUAUUCUGGCGCAGAGCCCUGGCUGACCGAGGGCAUUAUCGUGAAGGUGAUGCAUCCGGAUCUGGCCGGCGGAAAGUACUAUCGAAAGAAGGGCAAGGUUGAGCGGGUACGUCAGCAGUUCGCUGCUGAGAUCCGAAUGCUGGAAGGAAGGUGCAUAGAUGAACUCGCUAAGGACCGUGAUACCAAACCUGGGCAAGCCAGUCAAGGCACUGCUUGCACUGCAGAAGUAUCGGUUUUUGCCACGUCAGCUAAGAAAGUAGCUGGUCCAGUUGCCGCCAUGCCCUUUCUUCCACAGAUUGACGAAGCCCUGAUGGCUGGCUUCUACCGCGCUUUGCUGCUGGGCUAUGACCUCAAUGUCGAGGCCAUCAAGGUUGCUUUCGACUAUGAACUUGAAAAUCUACGAGAAUGCAUCCUCUACUGCCAGCGAGUGAACACAGACAAUGUUGACAUUUCAGACCUGCUGGCCUACACGAUGACCUUGCUGACACACGCAAAGUGUGCUUUUCAGAGUGCCGACAAAGACGGCAACUUCAAAGAACCACCCUUGCCACAAGUGUUGGACUACCAGCGUUACAACUCCACGGCACGGGUAAGGCCAAUGGCGCAUAAAAUCCGUGCCCUUGGCUAUGAUCCGGAGCUGAAGAGGACAGAAGUUGAGAAAGCCAUCCUGGUCUUGCAGUCUGAGAUGUUUGUCAGUGAAGAUUUCCUUGAGGACAACGACCUCCGCGACUUGUUUCUAUUCAAGUCUUAA